CCCUUGGAUAACGUAAAGGAGUUAACCGACGAGGAGCCCAUGGAUACCAGUGAUGCCGGACCAGUUACACGCCAGCGAAAGUCAACCUCUGAUGCAAUUAAGAUAGAGCCUGCCUCCAAGCCAAGCCCCCACUACCUGCGCUCAAACACCGAGCCGCUCAACGUCUAUACCUCAUUACGAGCCAAUUUGAGGCCUGUUGUGAGCAGCAACGUUGUCACUAGUGUAAAAUGCCCUGCUCCUUUACCAUCUUCACGUUCAUCCACGCGCAGCGUUCGACAGAUUUUUUCCCAACCCUCGGGUAAUCGCUCGCACAGAGGCUCUAGAUAUUAG
Molecule: messenger RNA, 330 nt
Organism: Rodentolepis nana
Lineage: Eukaryota; Metazoa; Platyhelminthes; Cestoda; Cyclophyllidea; Hymenolepididae
Source: the annotation of a GenBank genome assembly